AUGUUACCUGCAGAUACAAAUUUAGUCUCGGAAAUAAUAGCCACUUCGGCUAAUAAAGAACAUGACGUAUUAACUUGGACUUCACAAUGGAUCAGGAGAGUUCGCUUUAGUUCCGAAGAACCUCCUGAUAUCGAAGUGCCCUUUUCGCAGAUCAAUGAACUUUUACUCAACUUAGAUUCCAGUACGGAAGAAACCCUCAAACCAUCUCAUACAUUAGAAUUGGCUAUCUCAGAGCUCUAUAACUUAUGUCUAUUCAAAAUUCAGGAAAAGUCUCCCGGAAAAGUUUUCGAGUCUGCAGUGCUAAUGUCCAAUGUUCUUAGUGAGGAGGGUGUUACUGAAACAGAUGGAAAGAAAAAGUCACGUAAGAAGCAAUAUCUGUACACUCCAUCAAAGGGGCUCGCUCUCUCAACGUUGAUUCAAAUGUAUGAGUUAUUUGGUGAUGGAUUAACAUCAUUGGUACCGCUGUUGUUAACAACCAUCUUCAAAAACAUAAAAAAACUAAUGGAAAAGGACAAGUACUUCCAUGCUAGCUUUAUCACAUCGUUGAUGGAGCUAUAUGGCUCAAUUGUGCAUUCAUGUGGUCACGGAAUAAUAAGUGAAACAUUCAUGACUAAGUUUACCAAACUAUCAAGGACAGUGUUUCGCGAAUUGGUUUCUGAAGAUCGCGAUUAUCCAAUAGGAUUCCUUAACGGAAUUAUAUCUGCUUGGAAGUGUUAUUUCAAGCAGGAUACUUUCAUCAAUAUUCAUUCUGGUGACAUCCUGAGUGGUUUUAAGCUGAAAUUUAUGGAGGGUAAUUUUGGUGCCUUUGGCUUAGAUUACGAAGGAACACGUAUAACCACAGCUAUGACGAUUGCUGAUAUCUUAAUCCACUAUCAGUAUGGGAAAAAAUUGGUUUCCUUGGCGGAUGUCAUGGCUUUUUAUACCGAUUUGUUUUUAAAAGCCGAACGUAGAACUACCAUGUCGGGAUGUUUCGAGUCACUGGUGAACUUCAUAGGGCAAAGCUCGAUUCGUGACCCAGAGCUCUUAACAGAUGCUGGCUACCUCGAUAUUGUUAAACUUCUCACGUGUGAAAUAUUUGACGACUCAAUGAUAAAGAACCAACGUCUAGAUUGUACCUCAAGAAAUUUGAAAUACUUACGCAAUAUGCAUGAAAUAAUUUUACCCCAUGUCAGUAUUUCCUCAAAGAUUCUGAUACUCCUGUCCAUCUUUGAAGAAGGUUCGGAGAAAGAAUCAUUAUUAAGGGACGAAAAAGGACGGGUAGACUUUGCUACAAUAGCCCAUCUCCAACUCGCGGAGAUUUUGAUGAGGGAUUUAUCUUCAUCGUUCAAUACUAACGAGCAUAGUACACUAGCCAUUAAAACGAAGCUGGUCCAAUUGUCUACUAGUGAGAAUUUCCAAAUACGGGUUCAUGCGAAUAAAGUUUUGAAAUCUUUCUUAAAGUUACUACCAUUGUAUAUGACGGAGGUGAUAGAGAAUGCUUUAGAGUUGCUUUCAACAGAGCUAACAUCAUCAGAAUCUUUCUCAUUUGGAAAAAAUCACGGCCGCGCUUUUAUUAUCGCUAAUUUGAUAGACGUAGCAGAUAAGGACUACGUUUCAUAUGAGUUGAUUAUGAAAGUCAUUAUAUUUUCGACAACCAUUUUAAAAGAUUCGUCUGCAAACACGAGUUCUGCCGCCUACUAUAAAGAGUUAAUUUCAUGGAUCCUGCUUUGUGGUUUGAUGAAUUAUGACGAUGAUCAGUUCUUGCACAUACACUCUUCACAAUUAUUCUUAUUUUGGAAAGGUGUCCUCACCCAUACUUAUAGCUAUCGGAAUGAAGAUGAUCUUUAUAAAAAUAUUGAAAUUAGAAACCAUGCUCUAACGUGUUUGCUGGGUUACUUGGGUCGAAUUGAGGUUAAUUCGGAAAUUGCUAAACAAGUUUCAUUUCUUCUAACUAAAUGCUCUAAUUUUAAUCAUUCGAUUACGAUAAAAUCCAAGACGAUUGAUAAUGUUUUACUUCACAAUGAAAACAGAAUUUUGCAAAUCUAUCUAAAAAUUCAAAGGCAUGUGAGGGAGGAUUUUAACAGUGCUGUUUUAAUUUUGAUUGUUAAAAAUUUCACAGAUCCUAAUUUGUAUACUCAACCUUCCCAGUCUAGCCUAAUAUCUGGAAAAUCUUUUAAAGAAAAGGGAUUGUUCUUCGGUGAAGGAAGAAGAGAAAAGCAAGAUAAUUCACCAAGCAUUCGAGAGCUAUAUAUGAACGGGGACGGGUUUGCUUACGGUCUUUCGAGUAAAAUUUAUGGUUUCGAGAUUGAUGAACUCACUAUAAGAAAUGAAAAGCAUUGUCAAAGUAGUUUAUCAGAAAGGUGGCUGGCAGGCGCUGAAUAUUGGUAUGACUGCUUCGAGAAGGAGAUCAACAAACCCAUUGCAUCAGUGUUGUCCUAUGACUACUUGGUACUGUUAUAUGGACGUGGAUCAUAUUCGAGAUCCGAGGAAUUUUCACCUAAAGUAACAACAUCUAUUAUCAAUUCCUCCAUGGAAAUAUUUUCGUUGGUUUUCCCCUUUCUGAAUGACAAGAUUCAGUAUUCUGUGUUGGAAAGCAUGAAUUCGAGUAUUUUUUCAAGAAACACAACCACAUUCAGGUCUCUGGCAAUUGCAAUCAAUUGUUGUGUUGCCAUAUACGGGUCUUUGAAGACUAUACAACAGAACACCCUAACACUUGAAGAGUCGGUGGGAACUCUUCUCUUGAAAAUUUUGAAAGGCAUUGGUUCUGUUGAUAAUGCAUUUUUAAGCAAAAUAAAAGCUGAAUGCAUCGGAUUAUUAACUUGUGCCGUUUCCAGAAAUAGAAAUGCUGAUUACGUGGAUGCGUACCUAGCAAAAAAUUCGGAAGUUCUUAUCAAGGAAAUUGUAGAUAAUGAGAACCCAUAUUCAAGGGUUUUUGACGCACUAUCCCUUUCCUCGAUAUACAAGUUCAAUUCACAAAAAUUGAAUUUCAACGUCACUUACUCUGUUUUGGAGCGCCUUGUGAAAGAUCCUCACCCUGUGGUACACACUUGGUCAUUGAAUGCUAUGGCAAUCCUUCUGGAAAGUCUGGUUAUGAUAAACGAUGAGGUGGCUUCUAGUUUGAUUAAGCUCCUUGAAACGCUUUUACUCAAUCAAGAUUAUGGAAUUUAUGGUUCAUCUACCUGGUCUUAUAAUUAUAAUGAGACGUUUAAUUCUCAUCAGGUAAUAGCUCAAAUAUUGAGCAUUCUUACUCAGAACCUCGGACCAAGUUUAAUUGAACUAACUGGAGAAACACUAGAAGCUUUCAGAAAUACUUUACGUCUGUUAACCAUUUCGAAUGAUGCAAUCCAAGAGAUUUAUUGCAUUGAUAUUUUCGUCAAUUUAGCAACUUUCAAAAUGGAUGGGGUUUUUGAGGUAGAAAUGUGUUUGCCCAUUGCUAAAAGAUUUAUAAGAGAUUCAAAUUUUAUUGGUUUAGAAAAGAAUUUUUUAAUCUCGACCUUUAUUGAAGAUAAGAGACUCACUAUGUCUGCUUAUAGUCGGAACGGUAUUGAAAGUAGUUUUUCUUUCCUGACACAACUUCUGAAGUUGAAAGUGUAUGAGACUUUCAUCAGGGAUGUAGAACUAUAUGUUUGGACCAGUAUUUGUAUAUUUCCAACAUGGAGGGUGAUCACGAAUUACAUUAGUGAAUGGUUUCAUCAGACUUGUUUGGAAAAUGUGUGGGUCGACAAACUAAUCAAACUGUUUAAUUUGCCUCAGCAGAAACUUUUCUCUCAGUUAAGUGCAUCAAUUGAACUAUAUCUUUUAAAGCAAGGUGUGAGAAAAGAAAUUAUUGAGGUUAUUAGGGAUGAGGAAACAGCAUCAAUUGCAAAAUCGGACGAGAACGAUGAUAAUGCUAAGUCAAUUAUGGCGUCCGCUGGAAUUUUGAAGAACGAUUUGAUGCCUUGGAGAACGCGAAAACUUUUUAUUGAAUUGAUUCAAGAAUUGUUCCUUAUUGGUGAACAAAAUGUUGAAAUUCGUCGUGUUUUGGGUCGAAGAAUUGGCGCUUUAACUAAGGUAUGUUUUAGUGCCUCCACAAUGAAUGUUCAAUGCAUGAAGCAGUUGGGUAUUGAAGUGCUAGGGAUGUUGAUAGUCAUCUUUUCUAGUCAACCUGAUGAAAAUCAGACCCAAUAUUCAAUCUUGGAGCAGGAGGAGGCGCAUAUUGUUAGUGCUUUGAUGCCGGCAUUUGAUUACAACAGUUCUACCUCAGUCUUGCCUUAUGCUAUUAAAGUUGCAGCUGAGUUCCUAUCCUCGGGAAUUGUUCCGUUAAAACGUAUGGGUAGAGUACAGAAGCUGAUGGUCAAUUCUUUAGCUGAACUCGUUGAAAAGAGCAAUGUGAUUAAAAUUGGAGAUGUACUUGUUCCUACGAAGGUUUCAAGACGAGAGAUUGAAGUCUCUGUUCUUAACGCUUGGGCUGAAAUGACCAUAAAGGCGUCUUCUUCAAAAAACGCAGAGCUAUUGGAUUUUGUUGAAGGGUAUUGGGGUAGUUUAGUACCACUUUGGAUUGUUUCAUUGAGGGAAUUUGCUUCAUAUGACAAUGAAGAACGUGAUUUGAUCUCGAGCACUUCUUUAAUGAGUGACAAGAAAAGUGGAAAAAGGAAUUCAAAGCUGGUAGAAACUGUUUGGUUGAAUUUCGUCAAUGCCAUUGGGUGUGUUAAUUCGAAAAAUGACAAGAUUCUAUCGGAGUGUUUGAGCAAAAGUGAUUUAAGCAGUUUUGUCUUCGUUCUUUUUGCUCAAUGUCUCAAAAAUAUAGUUAAAAAUUCAGAAGAGGAAGUAAAAAAGUUAAGAACCUUACAAGCAUUGCAGAAAGUUCUUUUGUGUGAUGUUUCGUUUCAGGCUUUCUUUUCAAAUGGAAUUCAUGAAGAGACCGUUGAGAUAUUUGAUAGACUUGUGAUGACUGAAUCUCUCGAAAUAGUCGGCGCAGUUAAUUUAGUUAUUGAAGCCCUAAUGGAGGGAUACCUGAAAGAAAACAGGGAAGAAGAUCAGUUUUUAUCUGGUGUCGAUAAAUUGUAUCAAAUGUUAAGAAUUUUGCUGUCAACUAUAUCAAAACUAGCACCUUGGUUGAGAAAUAUUGAAAUGAGCCAGAAUGAAAAAUUCAAGGAUUCAUGGACCAAUGAAGAACUAGACUUGUUGAGGCGCACAUUCGGUAUUAUUUCAAAUGUUGUUGGCCAGUUUCCCACAGUUUUUAAAUUGGAUCUUUAUGCCUGCUUGUUAUUCAUAGUAGGUAAAAUAUUUGAAAACGAGAUGCGAGAUACGUUAGUUCGGAUGUCUCUACCACUUUUAAAAUGCGUAGUUGACGAUUCAAUCAACGAAGGUGAAAACCACAGAAUGGUUACAAUAUUUUUUCAGUCAAUCAAGCAUAUCUUGUUCGGAGAAUUGGACACUGAUGUUGCUUUAACAACAUGUUUAAUUAUUAGUCAGGGAGAUCUGGAGUGUUUUACGGGCGAUGAUGUGAAUAAUGUCACAAAACUUUUGAUUGCUGGUUUAGAAAAGAAAGAGACAGCAAAUGUUGCAUUAAAGGGUUUCAAGAGCAUAACUAAUAAGAUGGUAGGGUCGAAUAUCAGAAAAGAGAUUAUUCGGAAGAUUAUCUCUAGUUUGAUAACUUUGUCGCAAGAUCACUCUAAAUUCGAAAAUUUUGAUGAUAAACAAGUUAUUGCGGAAAUUAUAAUGGGUUUCACUAGGUGCUGUUUAUUGAGUGAUGGAUUGGAUAGUAAAGCAGCUCUAAGUAUUUCUAUGCCUUUUUUGAUUUGGUUUUACUUUAAUUUUGAAGAUCAUAGAAGUUAUGUGCAUUCAUGCUUUUUAGAACUUGUGGAAGUUGAUAUUGGAGAUGUGAAAUUUGUUUUGAAUUCUGCUUUAGAUGAUGAUCAAAGAAUGAAGUUCAAGGAAAUUAUUAGAGACGGUUCAGAAGGAUCUAUUGGAGCUGCAUCGCAUGUCGCAGAUCAAAUUGAACUUAAGAGAUUUGAGUGA
Messenger RNA from Lachancea fermentati, 5979 nucleotides. The record is from the annotation of a GenBank genome assembly. Lineage: Eukaryota; Fungi; Ascomycota; Saccharomycetes; Saccharomycetales; Saccharomycetaceae.